Mucor velutinosus is the source of this 423-nucleotide messenger RNA. RefSeq lists its product as uncharacterized. The record is from RefSeq and is a predicted model, not a curated record. The coding region runs from base 1 to 423 and encodes 140 amino acids. The transcript has a single exon. NCBI's taxonomy places the organism in Eukaryota, Fungi, Mucoromycota, Mucoromycetes, Mucorales, Mucoraceae.
AUGACACUUAUCAUUCGUCAAAUCCGGGCACUUAUCUCUGAAGCACCUCUGCGUCAAAAGAAGCCUGAAAACAAGCGAUCCAAUGCUACUCAAGAACGAAGAAAAUCUCUGACAGUGAAAAUCAGCAAAGAGCCACCUGCCAUCGUCUAUUUUGAGCGAGACAAGCUGGAAGAUUCCUUUGAGUGCAUCUUUGAUCCGCAAGUUCAUCAUGACGACGAAAAAGACCACCCAGAUCUGUUUACUGAAAAAUGCAAGAAGAAGGAUUUGAAGCCUUGGCAAAAGCCUCCUUACUGCUCACAAAAUAGCACCAGCACAUUCAUGAGUCGCUUCAAAUCAACAUUUAUUAAGAAUAGCAUAAACACAACAGCAGCAGCACCGCUUGUUAUGCACCAGUCUAAUCACUCGGCAGAGCAAGUUGCUUAA